Hyaloperonospora brassicae is the source of this 1431-nucleotide messenger RNA. Lineage: Eukaryota; Oomycota; Peronosporomycetes; Peronosporales; Peronosporaceae. The record is from the annotation of a GenBank genome assembly.
AUGACGUCGCCCCAUUCGUGCGGCCGCCACCUGUCGGUCCUCUCCCGUCGUCCCCCCGUCGUGCGCGUCGUCGGUCCGUCUCGCUGCUUCACGUCCACGAACUCCGUCCGCCCACCACCCGCUGCCGUCCGCGUGUUCUCGGGCAUCCAGCCAAGUGGGGUCCCCCAUUUGGGCAACUACUGCGGCGCCAUUUCUAAAUGGGUCCAGUUGCAGUCCGCCACCUGUGACGCGUCGAUCAUUCCCACCAAUGCCACGUCAAUGGCGUCAUCGCCGCCAGCUGUUUUGUGCUCCGCCAAUCACCGGUCCGCCUCUCCCUCCGCGGCCACUUCAACAUGUACCCAUGUCAAGUCGCCCGUAGCUGCUGGAGUUGCACCACUGCCCACGCGUUUGUUUGCGGUCGCGGACCUGCACGCAAUGACUGUCCCGUUUGACGCAGCGCACUUGACCGCGCGCGUGUAUACGGCCGUUGCCGCGCUAUUGGCCGCGGGCAUUGACCCCACGCGGUCGAUUGUGUUCCGCCAGUCCCAUGUCGCGGCCCACGCAGAGCUCAUGUGGCUCUUGAGCUGCGUGACGCCGCUCGGAUGGCUACAUCGCAUGACGCAGUUCAAGCACAAGACCAGAGCUCCACAGCAGAAGGAGCAGAGGGAAGAGAAAAAGCAGCGCGACGGACAAUGGGGUGCGUCGAUUGAGACGGAGAGUUCGCUCGGAUUGUUGUCGUAUCCAGUGCUCAUGGCCGCAGAUAUUCUGCUGUACCGAGCGAUGCUCGUGCCGGUGGGCGACGACCAGCUGCAGCACUUGGAGCUCGCUCGCAUGAUUGCUGCGGCAUUUAACAACCGCUUUGGACGGGAGCGGGAAGAGGGUGUGGAGAGCGCAGGGAAGAAGCGCGACCGUGCGCCUGUGCUGUUGAAGCCGUGGCCGAUGGAAGACAAAAAAGACGCGAGAAUGGACAUGGGGAGGAUGGGUGAAGCGCAGCGCCAGUCGCGUGCGCGGAUCAUGAGUUUGCGGGACCCGACAGUGAAAAUGAGCAAGAGCGACGCGUCGGCGAUGAGUCGCAUUGAGCUCACUGACUCUGCAGAUACGAUUCGCAAGAAGCUGCGCAAGGCAACGACCGAUGCAGUGCGCGGCAUUUACUACGACCGACGCGAGAGACCUGGGGUCAGUAACUUGCUGGACAUUGCAAGUGCUGUCACGGAGCAAAGCGUCGCGCAGCUUGAGACGCAGUAUGCUGACUACGGCACGGGUGCAUUCAAAGACUGUGUGGCUGACGCGGUGAUUGCAAAGAUCUGCCCGAUCGGAGAGCGCAUCAAGCAGUAUGAGGCCAACUUGGACUAUCUCGACCAAGUGCUGGCGGACGGUGCAGCUCAAGCUUCUGAGAUGGCUGCUGUGACAAUGAAGGAAGUGAAGGAGGUCAUGGGUCUCGUGAAGUCGUAG